AUGAUGGACAAUAGAAACCACUCUAAUCUGCCAGACAAACUGCCUGUCUUCACUGAUUCUGCCCACUUGCCACUGACUAGGUCCUUCUAUCUGGACCCCAUGGUCACUUUCCACUUGUACCCUGAGGCCCCAGUGCCAUCCCCUUACUCUGAAGAGCUGCCAUUGCUGCCUUUUUCCAGUGACUCCUUAAUCCUGGAAAAUUAUGGUGAACCUUGCCCCUUCUCCUUCCCAAUGACUUAUCCAAAUUACAGAAGGUGCGAAUACUCCUACGGGCCAGCCUUUAUCCGGAAAAGGAAUGAGCGGGAAAGGCAGCGGGUGAAAUGUGUCAACGAAGGCUAUGCCCAGCUCCGCCAUCAUCUGCCAGAGGAGUACUUGGAGAAACGACUCAGCAAAGUGGAAACCCUCAGAGCUGCAAUCAAGUACAUUAACUACCUGCAGUCUCUUCUGUACCCUGAUAAGGCUGAGACCAAGAAUAACCCUGGGAAAUGUUCCUGCAUAAUGGCAACCGCCAGCCUCCACACUGACCCCAUUUUUAGAAUCAUUUGA
Messenger RNA from Diceros bicornis minor, 546 nucleotides. RefSeq names its product achaete-scute family bHLH transcription factor 3 (gene ASCL3). The record is from RefSeq and is a predicted model, not a curated record. Gene Ontology annotation, molecular function: protein dimerization activity; RNA polymerase II transcription regulatory region sequence-specific DNA binding; DNA-binding transcription factor activity, RNA polymerase II-specific. Gene Ontology annotation, biological process: regulation of transcription by RNA polymerase II; developmental process. Bases 1 to 546 code for a protein of 181 amino acids. The transcript has a single exon. NCBI's taxonomy places the organism in Eukaryota, Metazoa, Chordata, Mammalia, Perissodactyla, Rhinocerotidae.